Molecule: messenger RNA, 1308 nt
Organism: Paracoccidioides brasiliensis Pb18
Exons: 3
Coding region: 1-1308 (435 amino acids)
Biological process (GO): retrograde vesicle-mediated transport, Golgi to endoplasmic reticulum; endoplasmic reticulum to Golgi vesicle-mediated transport
Cellular component (GO): Golgi membrane; endoplasmic reticulum; COPII-coated ER to Golgi transport vesicle
Source: RefSeq, a predicted model, not a curated record
AUGGCUCCAAAAUCACGGUUUGCGCGACUAGACGCUUUUACAAAAACUGUCGAAGAUGCGCGGAUACGAACUAGAUCAGGGGGGCUGGUCACAAUCGUUGCGCUGUUUGUUAUAUCAUUCCUUAUCUGGGGUGAGUGGUAUGAGUAUAGACGUAUAGUAGUAUUGCCGGAGUUGGUUGUUGACAAGGGGAGAGGGGAGAGAAUGGAAAUACACUUGAAUAUCACCUUCCCACAUCUGCCCUGUGAGCUCCUCACUCUAGAUGUGAUGGAUGUUUCCGGCGAGAUGCAAUCCGGGAUCAUUCACGGUAUCUCCAAAGUGCGCCUAGCCCCUGAAUCAGAGGGAGGUCACGUUAUCGAUACUACUGCGUUGGUAUUGCACACUCAAACAGACGCUGCCAAACACCUUGACCCAGAUUACUGCGGUCCAUGCUACGGAGCUCCUCCACCAUCUCAUGCGACAAAACCAGGAUUGUUGCUCUACCUGCGAGAAGUUAGAGAGGCGUACGCAUCCCAGAGUUGGGCGUUCGGACGCGGAGAAAACGUCGAGCAGUGCGAACGAGAGGGCUAUAGCAAAAACCUAGAUGCGCAGAGAAAUGAAGGAUGCCGCAUUGAAGGCGUGCUUCGCGUUAAUAAAGUUGUUGGCAACUUCCAUAUCGCUCCAGGCCGCAGCUUCUCAAGCGGCAACAUUCAUGCCCAUGACCUGGACACUUACUACCACACCCCGGUUCCACACCACAUGUCCCAUAAAAUCCACCAGCUGCGCUUCGGGCCCCAGCUGUCUGAUGAGAUUUCAAGCCGCUGGAAGUGGACUGACCACCACCACACCAACCCGUUGGACAACACUUCGCAACAUACUACUGAUCCCAGAUACAAUUUCAUGUACUUUGUUAAGGUCGUGUCUACUUCCUAUCUGCCUCUUGGUUGGUCUCCAGAAUUUUCAAGCUCAGUUCACGAGACCACCCUCGGGAAUACGCCUUUGGGCAAGCAAGGAGUACAUUUUGGCUCCAGCGGAAGCAUUGAGACACACCAGUACUCUGUCACUUCGCACAAGCGUUCCAUUGACGGCGGCGACGAUGCUGCUGAGGGACACAAGGAGCGCUUGCACUCUCAUGGCGGUAUCCCUGGUGUCUUCGUCAACUAUGACAUUUCGCCAAUGAAAGUGAUCAACCGCGAGGCGCGAACGAAGACGUUCUCUGGCUUCUUAACCGGUGUGUGUGCCGUCAUUGGUGGAACGCUGACAGUUGCCGCUGCCGUUGAUAGGGCAUUGUAUGAAGGAGUUGCACGGGUGAAAAAGCUACACAAGAGCUGA